Symbiodinium natans is the source of this 1665-nucleotide messenger RNA. The record is from the annotation of a GenBank genome assembly. Lineage: Eukaryota; Dinophyceae; Suessiales; Symbiodiniaceae.
GUAAUCCAGCUCGCGGACGGCCGUAUGUGGGACAAGCGCAGCCUCUUCCUUCGCGGGAUUGAGCUUGAUCCAGGCUAUGCCUUGGCCUACAACAACUUGGCCAACCUGCUUCACCCCAAGGACUGGGUGCGCCUGUCCGAUGGCACCUGCUGGAACCAGAGGUCUCUCUACCUCGCCGCCAUCCAACUGGAUCCGACCUUCGCGGUGGCCUUCAACAACCUCGGUCUCUCCCUGGGGCCCUGGGACAAGGUCACUGCGGGCAGUGCAUGCUGGACUCGCGCAGCCCUCCACCGCCGCGCGAUCGAGCUGAAUCCCAGGCACGCCUGCGCCUACAGCGACCUCGCUGGCGCCCUGCGGCCGGGCCAGCGCCUCGCUCUCUCCCUGCGCGGCGUGCGGCGAGGACCCAUCGUUUCGUUUCCUUUUGCUUGCCCUGUGCUGCAACAGGAGACGGUGGUGCUGCCCGAUGGCCGUGCUUGCGACAAGGCAGACCUCCUGGCAGGGCCUUUUGACUCAGACCGACCAUGGCUUCCUAUGCAGAGCUUGGAAGGAGUCUGGGUGGUUCACGUUCUAGUGGCCGCCACCGAAGCGCUCGAGGCGGACAUCUAUGGCCGCAGCACGGAGCUCCAAUCGUUUGAAUCCGAGGUGGCCCGGUUCCUGGGAAAAGAGGCAGGGCUCUUCUUUCCCAGCGGCACGCUGGCCCAGCGCGCGGCUCUGCAUGCCCACGUACAGCAGAUGGACCCGUCUUCGGGAAGGCUGUUUUUGCAUCCCACGUCCCACUUGAUCCAUCACGACUGCCUGCGGGAUGGGCCAGCUCAGGCGAGGUUGGCCAGAGGCACUGUAGAUCGUCUCCCGGCCUUCAGAGUGGAAGUGGUGGGCGACUUCGCGCAGCCCAUGCGCCCCAGCGACCUCGCCGCGCUGCGCCUGGGCGACGUGGUGGUGGUCGAGAUUCCUCAGCGGAUGAACGGAGGGCGUUCGUGCUCUUGGGAAGCUCUAACUGAAAUCCGACGCCUUGUGACGCAGUCGGGUGCGCGGCUGCACAUGGACGGGGCUCGCUUGUUCGAGGCCGUGCCGUACUAUGGCCGCGAUGCCCAUGAAGUUUGCGCCCUGUUUGAUUCCGUGUACAUCUCCUGGUACAAGGGCUUCGGGGGCAUGGCGGGAGCCCUCCUGGCAACCACGGAAUCGGUGGCUUCUCUUGCGGCAGAUUGGCGGGCCCGUCUGGGUGGUAGCCUCUUCACGCUCACCCCACAGUGGCUGGACGCCAGGGAGCAAUUCCGGACUUAUGCGGGCUCCUUCAACCAGCGCUUUGCGCAGCUGCAGGAGCUGGUAGAAGCCAUGAGCGCCGAUCCCACGCUAAGCUCUCUGCUGCGCUUCGAGCCACCGAAGCCCGAAUCCUGUAUGAUCCACGUCUAUCUUCGAGGUGAUGAGGGGGCUUUGCAAGCGGCCCAUGACGGCGUCUUGGCCGCGCUUGGGCUGAAGCUCUGGAGCCGCCUGCGAGGGCGCGGCUAUCCCGCGGACUUCCGGGAAGAGGAGGCUCCCAUUGAGGAGGAGGAGCUCUACUUCGAGUUUCUCAUGGGCCCGGCCAACUCCCAGAUUCCCACCGAGCUCUUCCUGGAGGGGUGGCGACACUUCGCAGAGGCGCUGGCGCAAAAGCUGGGGCGCCCGCCU